AUGGGUGCCGAUGUCGAUGCGAUCGAUAUCGAUGAUGAUGAUGACGACGAUGCUGGUACAUUCAGCAUCGCCAAUGACUGCCAAAUUGAGGACGAUGACACCCUCACAAUUGAAAACAACGUUCUUUCAACAGUGCAAACGAAGCGCACUACUUUUGACAAGGAUAAAUCAGCAGAGGAAUUUCUGCUGACUCGCGAGGCGGUUGUCCGCUUCAUUCAAGAUUCUCUUGCAGAUGCACUAGACAGACAGAAACGAAAUGCAGACAAGCAUGGAAGAGAAAUGUUCUUUCAUUUGAUGUAG
Peronospora matthiolae is the source of this 300-nucleotide messenger RNA. The record is from the annotation of a GenBank genome assembly. NCBI's taxonomy places the organism in Eukaryota, Oomycota, Peronosporomycetes, Peronosporales, Peronosporaceae.